Molecule: messenger RNA, 1554 nt
Organism: Peromyscus eremicus (cactus mouse)
Lineage: Eukaryota; Metazoa; Chordata; Mammalia; Rodentia; Cricetidae
Product: germ cell-less protein-like 1
Exons: 1
Coding region: 1-1554 (517 amino acids)
Biological process (GO): germ cell development
Cellular component (GO): nucleus
Molecular function (GO): protein binding
Source: RefSeq, a predicted model, not a curated record
AUGGGGCAAGCUCUCAGCAGCCGAAUGUGGUUCAGGAGAAAUCCUCCGGCCGCCGCCGAAGAGCCUCGUGCUGCUCGAGAUGGGGAGGCCGCGGAAGCUGGCGCAGCCGUCGUCCGUGAGGAGCAGGCAGGUGAAGCGGCCGGACCUUCAGCCGCCGCCGCCCCCACGCGUCAGGUGAGCCACAAGCGGAAGGCCGGCCCGGGAGGACCCUCGGCAAAAGUCCCCCGUAGGAGAUCGCGAGAGGACAGGUCCAGAUCCAUUUAUGAGUCUCUUUUCCUGAGGGGCGAGGACAGUGACGUAAAGAUCUGUGCCUUUGAGGAGGAGUGGUGCUUGCACAGGGUCUACCUGUGCCGGUCAGGGUACUUUGCUAGCAUGUUCAGUGGUGCCUGGCGAGAGACAAACAUGAAUACAAUAGAGAUGGAGAUGCCCGACAAGAAUAUCGAUCGUGACUCUUUCCAUCAGGCUUUGGGCUACUUGUACAGUCAUCGCGUGGAAAUUCCUCCCUGUCGAGUCAUUGCCAUCUUGGCCACAGCAAGUAUGCUGCAGUUGGAUGGGUUAAUUCAGCAGUGUGAGGAGGUGAUGAUGGUCUCCAUCAAUAUCAAGACUGUGUGCACCUACUUCUACUCUGCUGAGAAUUACGGGCUGCAGAACGUCCGAUACAUUUGCCACCAGUGGCUCUUGGACAACCUGAUGAUCCGGCAAAAUGAUGAGCUGUUGCCAGAAAUCAGUCUGGAUCUCAUGAAGCAGCUCAUUGCCUCUUCGGAUCUCUUGGUGAUCGAAGUGGAGAUAGAUGUGUACACUACACUGAAAAAGUGGAUGUUCCUGCAGCUGGAACCCACAUGGUCAGGACCCCCAAGUGCACUAUUGGCUGCUGCCGACUUGUACUUUGCCAAGUACAAAAGUGAUUUAGAUGCUGCCCCUUUUCUGCAGACUGAGCAGGGGAGAGCCUUCGUGUCAGUGUUCCAGCAACUAAGGCUCUCCUACAUCAUCUGUGACCUGCCUUCAGCACACAUUAUUGACCAGGAUACAUUGAUCCCGGCUACAUGGUUGACCCCAGUAUACAAAGAGCAAUGGCUGGCACUUCUUCUGGCAGAGCAGUCCAGGGAACUUGGGCCAGCGGAUGUCCAGGUGUCCGAUGUCCGUGGAAACAGCAUGCGGUGUGGACGCCAGAUUCACACUGACGAGCAAUGCAGCUGGAGCUGGUCUGGCUUCAACUUUGGCUGGGACUUGGUGGUUGACUACAACAACAAGUGCAUUAUAUUCCGUCGCAGUGCACUGAAUAAAUCCUGUGGCCUUGGUGUCAGCUUGCUGUGGCAGAGAAAAGUUGCCUUCCGUCUGCGCGUGAUCUCAUUGGACGAGACUGGAAGAGCCGUUUUGAGAAAGGACACAGACUAUCAUGUCCUUUCCCUGACAAAGGAUCAACGGCUAGAGGUGGUCAACCUAGAAAACGAAGACUUAAUUUUCCCCAUUUAUGUGGCAUGUAACUUCCUGUAUCUUCCUGCAGAGAGUGGCAGUGGCCCGAGUGAGGAACCAGGAACAAGUUCAAUGACCUGA